Molecule: messenger RNA, 992 nt
Organism: Phlebotomus argentipes
Lineage: Eukaryota; Metazoa; Arthropoda; Insecta; Diptera; Psychodidae
Exons: 2
Coding region: 89-814 (241 amino acids)
Molecular function (GO): N-acetyltransferase activity
Source: RefSeq, a predicted model, not a curated record
UAUAAUUGUGUGAUCAUGACUGGUGCGAAAUAAAGGAAAACUUUACUUUGAGUUGUCUCAGUUACUCCCGAGCAAUUUCACAGCGAAGAUGAAGUUUACUCGCCCUGAAAGUGUGUCAUUUCCACAAGUUUGGUGGAAAUUCCAAGCAAAGGACCCAGAGUCCGGACAAAUCGUGGACUAUCGGAUAGAGGAUUGUCCUGAGGACCGAUUCGAGGAAGCUGUGAACCUUAUGCUGAAUUAUUUUGUUCCUGAUGAACCAAUGAACAAUUCUCUUGGAAGCAUGAAGGAUGAAGUAUCUUUGUCUGAAAUGAAAGCAUUUUGGAUGGAAACUAUGCCGCAAAAAUUGACUCUCGUUUGCUUUAAAGAAGGAUGCAGUGAAAUUUGUGGCCUUAACAUAUUAGAAAUCAGUGAUAAGGAUGAGUCAGAGAAAGAUCACUUGAAAGAACUUAAGGGAAAGAGUCUCAGAGAUAUUUUCAAAGCUUUCCUUUUCCUAAAAGCAAAGGCCGAUGCCUACAAUCGUUACAAUGUAAGCAAAUAUCUUCACGGAUUGGGUCUUUUGACUAUGCCAAAGUAUCGAGGAUGCGGAAUUGCUACAGAACUCUUGAAGGCAAGAUUUCCUCUCAUGGAAGCUUUGGGAUUAUCUCUCACUGGAACACUAUUUACUGGACCAGGAUCUCAAGCGGCAGCUAAAAGAGCAGGAUUUACAGAAGACUUUGCUGUUACAUACGAAUCGUUGGGAAAAGAAUAUCCUUUCGUGCCCUUUCCAAAUAUUUCUUGGCCGGUUGUUAAAUUUAUGUGUUAUCAGUUAAAAUAAACACAUAAUCAAAUAAUCACAAGAAUAUGUAAAAUGAUAUAAUUAUUUGCAGAGAUAGUGAAUUAAAAGAGAUUUAGACAAAUGUUAGUUGUAAUUCACAAAUUUCACUUAUAUGGUUUUAUUCCGAAUAGUGUUCUUUCCUGGGUGCAAAUAAAUAGAAGAGAUUCCACAAUUUGAA